Molecule: messenger RNA, 879 nt
Organism: Diceros bicornis minor
Lineage: Eukaryota; Metazoa; Chordata; Mammalia; Perissodactyla; Rhinocerotidae
Gene: CD160
Product: CD160 molecule
Exons: 5
Coding region: 230-769 (179 amino acids)
Biological process (GO): regulation of adaptive immune response
Cellular component (GO): plasma membrane
Molecular function (GO): transmembrane signaling receptor activity
Source: RefSeq, a predicted model, not a curated record
ACAUCUCAGUAAUGAAGGCAUGAACAAUGACGGAAGUGGGAGAUGGUGUUUCAACAAGACUAAAGAAGAAGUUAAGGACUGAGAGCUCAUUCGAAGUGCUUUCACCAGAGCCCCCAGCCUGAGAGCAGGAAAGAAGAACUUCUGUCCUGAGGAAAGUGAGGCCAAGGACAUCAGCAGAGCCAACAUCUGCUUCGAGUUCCUGGAACUGCUGACAACGUGCAGGACACUGAUGGCACCUGGCAGAGACUGCUGUGCCCUGGCCAUUCUGCUGGCAAUUGUGAACAUCCAGCUUGGUGCAUGCAUGCACAUCCUCACCUCAACUUCCCAAGAAGAAAAGCGACUAAGCUUAAUCUGUACUGUGUGGUAUAAGACAGAAGAGGCUGAGGGGGUAAUAGUGUUUUUGUGCAAGGACAGGAAUGCGGACUGUACCCCUGAGACCAGCUUGGAGCAACUGAGACUUAAACGGUAUUCUGGGACAGAUGGUGUCAGUGAAAGAUCAUCUCAGUUGGUGUUCACCAUAGACCAGGCUACGCCAUCGGACAGCGGGACCUACCAGUGUUGUGCCAGAAGCCAGAAGUCAGAUACCCGCCUUCAGGGCCAUUUUUUCUCCGUUUUAGUCACAGAGACAGGGAACUACACAGUGACAGGACUGAAACAAAAAGGACGCUCUGAGUUCAGCCCUAGUAAAGAUACUCUCAAUUCAGGCUUCCGGCAAGAAAAUGUCUGGGUGAUGCUGGUCACCAGCCUGCUGGCCCUUCAAGCUCUUUAAACCUUAUGCCAGAAGAAACAUUUUUAAAAAAGUUAUAGCAAGAUAAAUCUGAUUCUCUUUAGUUUGGUAUCUUUCAUAUUACAAUCUGUAUAGGGAAGAAAAAAACAGGG